AAACUUAACCAACCAAAACAUAAUUAUAACUCUAUACACCAUGGAUAACGAAGACGAUACUAAGUCGUCCACAAAAUCAUCCACAAAAUCAUCAUCUAAAGAUGCUGAAGACACUUCCAAGACAUCUACAAAGCCAUUAUCCAAAGGCACUGAUUCGGAUGCUGAAGACGCAUCCAAGACGUCUACAAAGUCAUCGACAAAACCAUCAUCCAAAGGUGUUGGUUCAGAUAAUGAAGACGCAUCCAAGACCUCUACAAAGUCAUCGACAAAGCCGUCAACCAAAGGUGCCGAUUCGGAUGCUGCAGACGCAUCCAAGACCUCUACAAAGUCAUCAACAAAACCGUCAUCCAAAGGUGCCGAUUUAGAUGCUGAAGAAGCAUCUAAGACGUCUACAAAGUCAUCGACAAAACCACCAUCCAAAGGUGCUGCUUCGGAUGCUGAAGACGCAACCAAGACAUCUACAAAGUCAUCGACAAAACCAUUAUCCAAAGGUGCCGCUUUGGAUGCUGAAAACGCAUCCAAGACCUCUACAAAGUCAUCGACAAAGCCGUCAUCCAAAAGUGCCGAUUCGGAAGUUGAAGACGCAUCCAAGGCGUCUACAAAGUCAUCGACAAAACCAUCAUCCAAAGGUGCUGAUUCAGAUAAUGAAGACGCAUCCAAGACGUCUACAAAGUCAUCGACAAAGCCAUCAUCCAAAGGUGCUGGUUCGGAUAAUGAAGAUGGUCAAACCAAGACGUCCACAAAGUCAUCGACAAAGCCAUCAUCCAAAGGUACUGGUUCGGAUGAUGAAGCCAAGACAUCCACAAAGUCAUCAACAAAGCCGUCAUCUCAGGGUGCUAAAGAUGCCGCAAAGUCAACAGCAAAGUCGUCAUCCGGCGGUGGUGGUAAGGAGUCAGACAAAGUCGAAAUCAGCGAGAGAAAAUCAGGCAAGUCCUCAGGAGGGGCCCACUCUGAGAAUAAGGAAGAGGUGCCAUCGACUAAAGAGAUCAUGAGCAGCGCGAAGUUGGUGGCGUCGGCAGCGCAGGGGGAGAAUGUGGAGAAGGCCGAGUUAGCGGGGGCUGCGAGCAACCUUCUCGGCGCGGCCAAUCACUACGGCAAGCUUGAGCAAUCGGGGUUUGGCAAGUAUUUGGAUAAGGCUGAGGAUAUGCUCCGUAAGAUGGCCAAGAAGUCUGAUUCUGAGUCCGACACUGGUGACGAUAAGACUAAGAAGUCUGGUGUUGGUGACAGUAAGACUAAGAAGUCUGGCGCCGGUGACAGUAAGACUAAGAAGUCCGGUGCUAGUGACGGUGAAGGUGAUGAGGACAAGCCGAAAAAAAAAUCAGAGAAGAAGCCAGCUGCCAAAAAUGAUGAGGAAGAAGGUGGUGGUGGUGGGUUUGGAGAUAUCUUGAAGAUGGCUAAAGGUUUCUUGAAGGCCCCCUGCAUGGCUCCCAACAAAGUCGAGUGAUAUUAUUUGCUUGGACCACCACGUGGUAGUCUGAGACCGCAGAAUAAUUUCUCUAAUUCUACUGCUUUGUGUUUAAUUAGGCGCAUAUGGGCCUAUUGCUGGCCUCUGCUUGUUGUCUUGUAAUUUGGGCAUGCGCUUCGGCCUGCAAAAAAAAAAGUGACUUGACCACAACAAAUGUUGUAUAUUGUAAACUUGUAAGAGGUUAAUGUAUGUUAGAUUAAUAAUGAGGAGUACUCUAUGUGACACCUAUGCCA
Molecule: messenger RNA, 1698 nt
Organism: Rosa chinensis
Lineage: Eukaryota; Viridiplantae; Streptophyta; Magnoliopsida; Rosales; Rosaceae
Product: cell wall protein RBR3
Exons: 2
Coding region: 41-1444 (467 amino acids)
Biological process (GO): regulation of abscisic acid biosynthetic process; response to heat
Source: RefSeq, a predicted model, not a curated record